GGGAUGUGGGGGAUGGUGGGUGGGUACAGAGAGCUGGGAGGGAGGCACCCCGGGGGGCGGGGCGUGGGAGACUGUCUUCGGGGGCGCGAGCUGCCCCAGGUGAGCCGUGGCUCAGGUCCGGAGCGCGGUCGGGACACAGCGCUUCUAGGAGAAAGCCUGGAAGGCGCUCCGGGGGUACCCAGAACUCUUAGCGGGCCGGCAGCAUGUGCGGGGCCCAAGGUCUUCCGGGCUCUGCGUGGGGGUCGUUGCGGCUGGAGACCAGGGAGGGGGAUGGAAACGGGCUUGGAAAGUAAUCCCACCCGAGCAGGUGGGCAUGGGAGGCCGCUGUGCUGGGGAGCCCCGCGAGGGCUCCGAACGGAGCCUCCCUUUUCAGAAAGGUCACCCUGGUCAUUGCAGCUGCCAGGGUGACCGAGGAAGGUGGCCGGGGUGGAGGCAGUGGGCGUGGAGAGGGGUCGGAUUCCGGACGUAGUUUGAAGGUGGAGCCGUCAGGUUCUGCUGAGCAGCUUGGCUAUGGGGCGUGCGAGAAGGGAAGGCUCAGGGCCUAGUCCCUGGGCACGAGUAGCAGCCGGAAGGAUGAAGUCCCAGUGCUUCGGGAGGAGGCGGCUUGAGGACGGCUCUGGAGCUCAGGCUUGCCCGCGUGGAGUGGAAGCUGCCUCUUGGACACGGGGCGGGGAGGCCGCAUGCAGUCUGGAGCGCUGGGAGGAUGGGAGAUCCAGAGGGGCAGGGCUGGAGGGGUAGGAGGAAAACCUGAAGAGGGUGGCGCCCGGAAGCCCGGGAAAGUGAUGAACUGGGUCAGAGGCCGGGUAUCAACAAAUAGGAGGGUGGAGACGACCUUGAGGAAAGCAGUACGUGGAAAUGUUUUCUAACAUAUAAAAACCUACAGAAGAAGAAAAUAAUUUUCUGGAUCAAAUUAGAAGUCUGUAUUAUAUUGAUGUCUCCAGAUUCAAAUAUAUUAGAAAGCAGCAGUGGAGACAACCAUCUUCAUUUUGGGAGAAAUAACUAAAGCCCGCCUCAAGCAUUAGAACUACAAACAAACCCUGAUGCGACCUCUCCAGAUUGUCCCAGGUCGAUUGAUUUCCCAGCUAUAUUGUGGCCUGAAGCCUCCAGCGUCCACACGAAACCAGAUUUGCCCGAAAAUGGCUCGGCCAAGUUCAAGUAUGGCAGAUUUUCGGAAGUUUUUUGCAAAAGCAAAGCAUAUAGUCAUCAUCUCAGGUGCUGGUGUUAGUGCAGAAAGUGGUGUUCCGACCUUCAGAGGAGCUGGAGGUUAUUGGAGAAAAUGGCAAGCCCAGGACCUGGCAACUCCCCUGGCCUUUGCCCACAACCCGUCCCGGGUGUGGGAGUUCUACCACUACCGGCGGGAGGUCAUGGGGAGCAAGGAGCCCAACGCCGGGCACCGCGCCAUAGCCGAGUGUGAGACCCGGCUGGGCAAGCAGGGCCGGCGAGUCGUGGUCAUCACCCAGAACAUCGAUGAGCUGCACCGCAAGGCUGGCACCAAGAACCUUCUGGAGAUCCAUGGUAGCUUAUUUAAAACUCGAUGUACCUCUUGUGGAGUUGUGGCUGAGAAUUACAAGAGUCCAAUUUGUCCAGCUUUAUCAGGAAAAGGUGCUCCAGAACCUGGAACUCAAGAUGCCAGCAUCCCAAUUGAGAAACUUCCCCGGUGUGAAGAGACAGGCUGCGGGGGCUUGCUGCGACCUCACGUCGUGUGGUUUGGAGAAAACCUGGAUCCUGCCAUUCUGGAGGAGGUUGACAGAGAGCUCGCCCACUGUGAUUUAUGUCUAGUGGUGGGCACUUCCUCUGUGGUGUACCCAGCAGCCAUGUUUGCCCCCCAGGUGGCUGCCAGGGGCGUGCCAGUGGCUGAAUUUAACACGGAGACCACCCCAGCUACGAACAGAUUCAGGUUUCAUUUCCAGGGACCCUGUGGAACGACUCUUCCUGAAGCCCUUGCCCAUCAUGAAAAUGAAACUGUUUCUUAAGUGUCCUGGGGAAGAAAGAAAUUACAGUAUAUCUAAGAACUAGGCCACACGCAGAGGAGAAAUGGUCUUAUGGGUGGUGAGCUGAAUACUGAACAAUCUAAAAAUAGCCUCUGAUUCCCUCGCUGGAAUCCAACCUGUUGAUAAGUGAUGGGGGUUUAGAAGUAGCAAAGAGCACCCACAUUCAAAUGUCACAGAACUGGAAAGUUAAUUCAUAUUAUUUGGUUUGAAUUGAAACGUGAGGUAUCUUUGAUGUGUAUGGUUGGUUAUUGGGAGGGAAAAAUUUUGUAAAUUAGAUUGUCUAAAAAAAAUAGUUAUUCUGAUUAUAUUUUUGUUAUUUGGGCAAAGUAGAAGUCAAGGGGUAAAAACCCUACUAUUUAAUUCUGAUUUUUGCACAAGUUUUAGUGGAAAAUAAAAUCACACUCUACAGUAGGUAAUUUAUUGUAUAAAGACAUUACCCCACAAUAUGGCUUUAUUAGGGACUUUUUUUUUUUUUUUUGAGACAGAGUUUCACUCUUGUUGCCCAGGCUGGAGUGCAGUGGUGCGAUCUCAGCUCACAGCAACCUCCGCCUCCUGGGUUCAAGAGAUUCUCCUGCCUCAGCCUCAUGAGUAGCUGGGAUUACAGGUAUGUGCCACCACACCCAGCUAAUUUUGUAUUUUUAGUAGAGACGGGGUUUCUCCAUGUUGGUCAGGCUGGUCUUAAACUCUCGACCUCAGGUGAUCUGCCCGCCUCGGCCUCCCAAAGUGCUGAGAUGACAGGCAUGAGCCACCGCACCCGGCUUACUGGGGGCUUUUUAACCUUGUUUGGCUACAUUACCUCAGUGAACAAGGGGCAGCUCACAACAGGAACUCACACAAAGAAGGAAGAGAACAGUACCAACAAGGUAGAACAUCAUGAUGAGAAGAAUGAUGCAAAUAUGUGGACCCCCAGGAUAAACACAGCUGCCUAAAAUUUAGCUCUGGCCCCCUUAGAUGGGGGAAGUCAACAGUGAAGUGUUUCUCAGCAUCAUAAAGGCAGAAGCUAUGGUUCCUGUGGGGCCUGCCAACCGUUCCCAGAUGCUGAACUCUGCUGGGAGUUUUUUCCAUGGGACUUUAAAAAAUGAUGCCCUUAUGUUGGGCCAGACCUCUGUUAACUUCAGUAGGGAUGGCACCAGGUUCAAGAGGCCAAAGAAGAGACCUGGAGCUAGUGAAGGAAACAUAGGGUUUAUUUGGGGAACCUUACAGGGUGGUCCAGUGGCCGCGGGCUGGACAGAACUGCAACCACUUGCAGUUUACACAGCACUUUCACUCAGCACCCUCCCCUCAGCAGCCUCCACGUGGCAACCCUCAUUUCUUAAGUUAUUGCUGUCAGAUGCAUCUGCCAUACAGGGUCAUUCUCAGGGGAUGCUUAAGUUAUUUCUGUCAGGUACAUCUUCCAUACACUUUACUACCUUGGAGUAAAGUAGUAAGAAUACAGCUUUUUCCUUAACCUUUACCAGCUAACUCAGUGCUUAGGGGCCUUGGAAUACCUGCUGUCCAGCAGGUGUCACAGGCCUGACCGGGAGGCAUGGCCAUUAUCAACAGUGUAUGAAGGUCACAUAUGGCUCCCUGAAGUGAUUACAUACUUGGACCACAUCACCUCAGCCCCUUGCAAAAUUGCAUUUAAUGUUACACCCUUGGCUUUUGUAGAAACAGGCAACAAGACACUAUCAUAUAAAACUUUGUACUGCAUUGCAAGGCAUAACCUUUAAUAAAUCCCAGUGGUCCUUUGUGUAGGGAACGGGGAUGCUCAUAGCCUAUGGGGCGGCUGGAGAACCAGUCAGGGACCCUGAGGGCUUGAUUUACACUUUACAUGGGUGGGCCAAGGAGUUUACACUGAGGGCACUGGUAAUACCUGUAAUAGUCUUAUAGUACUUAUAAAGCAGUUUUGCACAUAAAAUACCAUCAUGCACUUAUAAGUUUGUUCCUGGGCUGCUCCAAGUUAACUUUAUUCAUUUUCCUAGUGUUAGCACAGUGUCUCAGGGAGUCUGAUUAUAUUUUUGAUUUGUAAUUUCUAUCUGACUAAGGCCUAGAGAUUUCAAAACUGUUCUUUGCAAUUCCUCUCAUACUGAACCUCUGGUUCAGCAGCUUUUGUUGUUGUUGUUGUUGUUUUCAAGUUUUAUCAUUUUUGUUCCUAUUUGGUUUUGUCGUUUUUAAAUUGGGAAUUGCUUCUAAAACAGAAGACAUGAAAAGAGAAUUAAAAAUACAAUAUAUGUGUAAGAUAGAAUUAUUCAGCUUAGCAUUUAUUAAACAUCUACCAGAUGAUAGACAUUAGAAAUAAAAAGACUAGCAAGACCUGGCCCUUCCCCUCAGGGGUUCACAGAAUGGCUGGAGCAACUGUCAUAUAAGCUGUUAUGAAGUGCAGAAACUACACAGACAUUUGUGCGGGUUCAGACCAGCGCAAUUAGAGAUGGGCAGAGUGGGAUGGGGUAGGGGUAAGGUGCUUGAAAUUUGCCUGGGUGGGAAUUUUUGAAGUAUAAAAAGGACUUCUACCUGGGGGGCUGCGGCAGUAGAGGGAAGAGCACGGUCGGUACAAAUGCAUGGCAGGUGUGAAACAGUUUGAUUUGUUCAAAGAAUGAUGAAUCAUUUAGUGUUGUAUAAUGGAUGGGAGGAGAGAAACACAGCGAUCACAAAGGGCCAUGUUUGCCAAGAAAUAAAAUAUACUUGGAAAAAAAGUA
This is a messenger RNA of Pan troglodytes (chimpanzee), 4666 nucleotides long. It is a transcript of the gene SIRT5, whose product is annotated as sirtuin 5. Lineage: Eukaryota; Metazoa; Chordata; Mammalia; Primates; Hominidae. Gene Ontology annotation, cellular component: nucleus. The coding region runs from base 1041 to 1973 and encodes 310 amino acids. The record is from RefSeq and is a predicted model, not a curated record. The transcript has 10 exons. Gene Ontology annotation, molecular function: protein-succinyllysine desuccinylase activity; NAD+ binding; protein-malonyllysine demalonylase activity.